Molecule: messenger RNA, 3700 nt
Organism: Mus pahari (shrew mouse)
Lineage: Eukaryota; Metazoa; Chordata; Mammalia; Rodentia; Muridae
Product: DNA (cytosine-5)-methyltransferase 3B
Exons: 21
Coding region: 62-2347 (761 amino acids)
Biological process (GO): negative regulation of transcription by RNA polymerase II
Cellular component (GO): nucleus
Molecular function (GO): DNA binding; DNA (cytosine-5-)-methyltransferase activity, acting on CpG substrates
Source: RefSeq, a predicted model, not a curated record
CGGCCAGGACCCGCGGCGCGACCGCGGCGCCGCGCCACAGCCAGCCUCGCGACAGGAAACAAUGAAGGGAGACAGCAGACAUCUGAAUGAAGAGGAGGGUGCCAGUGGCUAUGAGGAGUGCAUCAUCAUCAAUGGGACCUACAGUGACCAGUCCUCAGACACGAAGGAUGCUCCCUCACCCCCUGUCUUGGAGGCAAUCUGCACAGAGCCAGUCUGCACACCAGAGACCAGAGGCCGCAGGUCAAGCUCACGGCUGUCUAAGAGGGAGGUCUCCAGCCUUGUGAAUUACACGCAGGACAUGACAGGAGAUGGAGACAGAGAUGAUGAAGUGGAUGAUGGGAAUGACUCUGAUAUUCUAAUGCCAAAGCUCACCCGUGAGACCAAGGACACCAGGACACGCUCUGAAAGCCCGGCUGUCCGAACCCGACAAAGCAACGGUACCUCCAGCCUAGAGAAGCAAAGAGCCUCCCCCAGAAUCACCCGAGGCCGGCUGGGCCGCCACCAUGUACAGGAGUACCCCGUGGAGUUCCCGGCUACCAGGUCUCGGAGACGUCGAGCAUCGUCUUCAGCAAGCACGCCAUGGUCAUCCUCUGCCAGCAUCAACUUCAUGGAAGAAGUGACACCUAAGAGCAUCAGUACUGCAUCAGUUGACUUUAGCCAGGACGGAGAUCAGGAGGCCAUGGAUACCACACAGGUGGAUGCAGAGAGCAGAGAUGGAGACAGCACGGAGUAUCAGGAUGAUAAAGAGUUUGGAAUAGGUGACCUCGUGUGGGGAAAGAUCAAGGGCUUCUCCUGGUGGCCUGCCAUGGUGGUGUCCUGGAAAGACACCUCCAAGCGCCAGGCCAUGCCCGGAAUGCGCUGGGUACAGUGGUUUGGUGAUGGCAAGUUUUCUGAGAUCUCUGCUGACAAACUGGUGGCUCUGGGGCUGUUCAGCCAGCACUUUAAUCUGGCCACCUUCAAUAAGCUGGUUUCUUAUAGGAAGGCCAUGUACCACACUCUGGAGAAAGCCAGGGUGCGAGCGGGCAAGACCUUCCCCAGCAGUCCUGGAGAUUCACUGGAGGACCAGCUGAAGCCCAUGCUGGAGUGGGCCCAGGGUGGCUUCAAGCCCACUGGGAUCGAGGGCCUCAAACCCAACAACAAGCAACCAGUGGUUAAUAAGUCGAAGGUGCAUCGCUCAGGCAGUAGGAACUUAGAACCCAGGAGACGCGAGAACAAAAGUCGAAGGCGCACAACCAAUGACUUUGCCGCUUCUGAGUACUCUACCCCACCCAAGCGCCUCAAGACGAAUAGCUAUGGUGGGAAGGACCGAGGGGAGGAUGAGGAGAGCCGAGAACGGAUGACUUCUGAUGUCACCAACAACAAGUGCAAUCUGGAAGACCGCUGUUUGUCCUGUGGUAAGAAGAACCCUGUGUCCUUCCAUCCCCUCUUUGAGGGUGGGCUCUGUCAGAGUUGCCGGCAGGAGCCACCCAAGUUGUACCCAGCAAUUCCUGCAGCCAAAAGGAGGCCCAUUAGAGUCCUGUCUCUGUUUGAUGGAAUUGCGACAGGGUACUUGGUGCUCAAGGAGUUGGGUAUUAAAGUGGAAAAGUACGUUGCCUCCGAAGUCUGUGCAGAGUCCAUCGCUGUGGGAACUGUUAAGCAUGAAGGCCAAAUCAAAUAUGUCAAUGACGUCCGCAAAAUCACCAAGAAAAAUAUUGAAGAGUGGGGCCCAUUUGACUUGGUGAUUGGUGGAAGCCCAUGCAAUGAUCUCUCUAAUGUCAAUCCUGCCCGCAAAGGUCUAUAUGAGGGCACGGGAAGGCUCUUCUUCGAGUUUUACCACUUGCUGAACUAUACACGGCCCAAGGAGGGCGACAACCGCCCAUUCUUCUGGAUGUUCGAGAAUGUUGUGGCCAUGAAAGUGAAUGACAAGAAAGACAUCUCUCGAUUCCUGGCAUGUAACCCAGUGAUGAUCGAUGCCAUCAAGGUGUCUGCUGCUCACAGGGCCCGGUACUUCUGGGGUAACCUACCCGGAAUGAACAGGCCCGUGAUAGCUUCAAAGAAUGAUAAGCUCGAGCUGCAGGACUGCCUGGAGUUCAGUAGGACAGCAAAGUUAAAGAAAGUGCAGACAAUAACCACCAAGUCGAACUCCAUCAGACAGGGGAAAAACCAGCUUUUCCCUGUAGUCAUGAAUGGCAAAGACGACAUUCUGUGGUGCACUGAGCUCGAAAGGAUCUUCGGCUUCCCUGCUCACUACACGGAUGUGUCCAACAUGGGCCGCGGCGCCCGCCAGAAGCUGCUGGGCAGGUCCUGGAGUGUGCCAGUCAUCAGACACCUGUUUGCCCCCUUGAAGGACUACUUUGCCUGUGAAUAGUUCUACCCAGGACUGGGGAGCUCUUGGUCAGAGCCAGUGUCCAGAGUCACCCCUCCCUGAAGGCACCUCACCUGACCCCUUCCUUAGCUCACCUGUGUGGGGCCUCAUAUCACUGUACCUCAGCUUUCUCCUGCUCAGUGGGAGCAGCGCCUCCUGGCCCUUGCAGGGGAGCCCCGGUGCUCCCUCCCGUCUGCACAGCUCAGAGCUGGCUGCUUAGAGUAGCCUGGCAUGGUGCUCAUGUUCUCUUCCCCUGAAGCUUUAAAACUUGAAGUAGGCAGUAAGAUGGCUUUCUUUUACCCUCCUGAGUUUAUCACUCAGAGGUGAUUGCUAAGAUACCAAAAAGAAAGAAAGAAAGAACAAACCCAAUAGCUCUCUUAGUACUCAGGUUUAUGCUGCAGAAUCACUUGAUUUUUGUUUUUAAGUAACCCAUGCUCCACACUUGCUGGAGGAUGCUAUUGUGAAUGUGGGCUCAGAUGAGCAAGGUCAAGGGGCCAAAAAUUUUUUUGGUUUGUUUUGUUUUUUUCCCUAGGGGUAUUUGAAGAUGACGUUUAUGGCUUAAGUCUUCCUGUCAUCUUCCCCUUGCUUUGGUACAAGGUCUGAAAUCCUGUUGGUCUUGUAGCAUUUUCCAGUGUCAUGAUGUCAGCAGGGAUGAUGUCACCGCCUUACGGCUUUUCCCUGGGUAGGGGCCCAUGUGGCUAGUUCCCAUGAAGACUGGAGUAGAAUGUUUGGAGCUCAGGAAGGGUGGGUGGAGUGGCCCUCUUCCAGGUGUGAGGGACGCGGAGGAGGAAACUUUGGGAAACCCGUUCCCCACUCCCUCUUGCCAAAUGAGGGGGCCUGGUCCCCAACAGCUCAGGUCCCCAGAUAAAUAUGACCCCCUAGUUAUUCAUGAGAAGCCAAGACCAGAAGCUCAUUGUCUUCCCUCAUCUAAGUGAUGUUUGGGGAAACUACAGUGAAAAGCUUCUGGAGGUUUUUAAAAAGCUUUUUACCCCGUUGUAGACAUUGUAUUUUUAAGGGGUGCUUUUUUUUAGGGGCAUCACUGGAGAUGAGAAAGCUGCAUUUCAGAAAUGCCAUCGUAAUGGUUUUUAAACACCUUUUACUCUAAAUACAGGUGCUAUUUUCUAGAAAGCAGACAAUACUCAGAGGUUUUUUUAUAUACUUUUUAUGACUCUCAGACUUCUAUUUUCAUGUUACCACUUUUUUAUAACUGGUGCAGUGAGGACUUUAGGAACGUCACAGGUGUGGGGAGCCUGCCUUGUCUCAACAGUUUGUCUCCACUGGUUUCUGAUUUUUAGGUGCAAAGAUGACAGAUGCCCAGAGUUUACCUUUCUGGUUGAUUAAAGUUGUAUUUCUCUA